Bathycoccus prasinos is the source of this 2382-nucleotide messenger RNA. RefSeq names its product Srp40p. Bases 1 to 2382 code for a protein of 793 amino acids. NCBI's taxonomy places the organism in Eukaryota, Viridiplantae, Chlorophyta, Mamiellophyceae, Mamiellales, Bathycoccaceae. The record is from RefSeq and is a predicted model, not a curated record. The transcript has a single exon.
AUGAUGGUCUCGGAGACGACUUUAACAACGCGCGAACAACAACAACAAAGAAGAAGAGAGGACGACAACAACGCGAAGACAAUGAUCGCAGAUAAAGGAGGACCCGCGUCGACGACCUCGAACGCCUCCACCGACGAUAAAGGCGGCGGGUUGGGAGAUUCCAACAGCAGAUACAGAAGCGACGAGGAAGCUUUUCAAAACCCAACGACACGAGGAGAGGGAGAAGAAAAUGUAACGACGACGACGUUUACGAAGAAGAAGAGAAAGACGGACAAAGAGGAGGAGGAGGACAAAAGUGGAGAAGCAGACGAGAAAGACGAGGAGGAGGAAACAGAGGAGGAUGGUUUUAAGACAAAGACGAAGAACGACGUAAACGUAAACGAGAUUAAAGGUGGAAAAGAGGAGACGCGAGAGGAAGCUGUCUCUUCGAUGUACAUUAAAUACGAGAGUUUAUUCGACGCGGAGAAAAUUUUCAGCGGAUCGUCGAAUAGGCAGAAAUCAGUCGCGGUGUCGCAUUACAUCAACGAUAGUUUAGAUCGGUUGGUGUACGGGUAUAAACACAAGUCGAACGUUCCUUUACACGUGUCGUUCGGGCAGCCGAUCGAGAGGAUAGCGGUCGGGUGCGGGUUGGAAGAGGACGAUUGGGAGGAGUUGGAAGGAGUUGGGCUGAAAGAACGGACGAAAGUUAAGGAGGAGAUGGAAAAGAGGUUUAGGAACUCUUCACCUUCUAAGGAAGAGGCGGAUUUCGGAGAGGGUGUCGCGGAGGAGGAUGAAAAGGAGGAUGAAGAGGACGAGGACGCGCGAGAUCAGCAACGAAUGAUGAUGCACACGAACGCGGACGAGUUGUUGGAUCACAGCGGAGGUGCCAUGGAGGAAGAAGGAGAGGACGACGAAGAUCAAGAAGAGGAAAACGACGAUCGCAACGGGGACGAUUCGGGCGGCGAGUUUGAAGACGACGACGGCGAAGAGGGCGAAGGAAAUCACGGUUACGAGUUCAACGACAACAACAAUCUUUUCUAUAACAACGGGCCUUUGCCUUCGUUUGGCAAAGAUUUGAACCACGCCGCCAUGUAUGCGAAUCCAACCAAACGAAAACGACAGCAACGCCAACACGAGAACGACAUUAACAACAACAAGCAAAAGAUGAACAAGAACAGCAGCAUGAUUGACGCCCACCAGUUUGAUAUUGCCGUAGAGGCGGGUACUAACAACGGAAGCGGCGAUUGGACCGACGAUCUUUCCCUCUGGGCGGCGCUCGAUCACUUAGACACGAACAAUAACAACAACAACGAAAUCAUCACCCCGCAACAACAUCAGCAGCACCACCAGCGUCGCUUGAGUGGCUUGGGUGUCGGCGUCUCCCCGCCAAACAAGAACAAAAGCUACGCGCAGCAAGCGAACAACGCGCACGAUAUUGCCACCGCGGUGUCCAACUUGCCGGCGACGACUCAAGCGAACGCCGUUGGCGCUCCAACUUCGGGUACGACGAUUAUUCAUCAUCAUCACCAUUAUCCUUCGAAUGGUUCGAAUAAGAACAGUAUUACCGGUGACAAAGAACAAGGAUCGUCGUCCUCCAUCGAAGCGGUGUUGAAAAGAUUAGAGCAGUUGGAGAAGAAGUUUGUAUCCCAUUCGUCAAAGGCGAACCCACGAGAAGAAAAAGAAGAAGAAGAGGGAGAAGAAAACGUGGCAAACACGACGAGAAAGAUGUUAUUUGCUACGAACGAAAAAGCGGCAAACGAUGACAACGUUGUCAACGCGAAGAGUAAGGACGAGAACACCAACGAAAGCGGUAAGAAUAGCGGAGGAGGCGAGAUGUCGCUCUUAGAACGACGCGUUUCGGAUUUAGAACGAUUGCUCAGAGCGUCCGAGUUGGAAAACUCGACGUUGAAGAGAGCUUUACAUUUCUCUUCGCAACCGACGAACAAGGAUAGCGACGAGAAAGAACAAAAUAACAACAAGAGUUCGGCGAAGAAGAAGAUUGGUGCGACUUUGUCGCAUUCAAACGCCGCGGCGGGUGACACUAAAAAGACGACUUCAGAGGAUGUGAACAACAACUGUUACGACGAUUCGCACGGCCUGUCCAACGGAAAGUCGGAUAAAACGAACGAAGAGACGUUGCAAACGCUCAGCGAGAAAGAAGAUAAAGACGACAAGUCGGAACGAAACGACGGCGGAAGAGGUGGCCUGAUGACGGAAGAUAAGCGACACCCUUCUGAAAAUAUUCGCGAGAACGCGGCGAAUGUGGACGGCGUUUCGCCCGACUCAAGCUUUUACGUGGAAACGAACAAGCAGCAAGAGAAGACCACGAAUACGAAUCGCGAAGAAGGGGAAGAAAACCAACUCGGUGCUGCCAAGCGAAGUCUCGAUCGAGAGUUGAUGUAA